AUGAACGGAUCAUCCAUAUUGAAAAGUGCAGGAGGAAUAGCCAUUGUAGAGUUUGUCUGUCUUCCCUCUCUCCCUCUCCCCACCCCCCCCCCUCUCUCUCUCUCUCUCCCCUCUCUAACUAGCUAUCUCUAG
Spirodela intermedia is the source of this 132-nucleotide messenger RNA. Lineage: Eukaryota; Viridiplantae; Streptophyta; Magnoliopsida; Alismatales; Araceae. The record is from the annotation of a GenBank genome assembly.